This is a messenger RNA of Aureobasidium uvarum, 1035 nucleotides long. The record is from the annotation of a GenBank genome assembly. NCBI's taxonomy places the organism in Eukaryota, Fungi, Ascomycota, Dothideomycetes, Dothideales, Saccotheciaceae.
AUGGCAGCGAAGUUUGUAGCGCGAGCGGUAUUUCCGCCAGUCGAGUCGCUUCCUAGAUCGUACUUCUUGGGCCAUCAUGCUGCAGGCCUCUCCAAGAUGAACACGCUGCUGUCGCAGAUUGACCUGAUUGUCGAGUGCCGUGACUACAGAGUACCACUAACUUCUCGUAAUCCCUUGUUUGAACAGAGUCUGGCAGGUCGCGAGCGCAUCAUCAUCUACACCAAGCGCGACUUGGGUAGCACCAACAAACCCGUAGACAAGGAGAGAGAGAACAUCAUUCGCAAAUGGCACAAGCCUUCCGAGGUCCUAUUCUCCGACCACAAGGACAAGAAAGACAUUCGCAAAGUCCUGGAUUUCGCGCGCCGCUACUUCGAAAACAGCACCUCUCUGACCGGAUCGCGCAUCAUGGUUGUGGGCAUGCCCAAUGUCGGAAAAUCAUCGCUGCUCAACGCACUACGCAAAGAAGGAGUUGGAAAAGGCAAGGCUGCACAUACGGGCGCACAACCAGGUGUGACACGCAAAAUCUCAACAAGCGUCAAGAUCAUCGACAGUACCGAAGACGGCGAGGGUGUCUACUUGCUCGACACUCCUGGUGUCUUCAUACCAUAUGUCCCAGACGCCGAGGCCAUGCUGAAGCUUGCCCUGUGUGGUAAUGUCAAGGACACCAUCAUCCCGCCUGCCACUCUCGCCGACUACCUUCUUUACCGCGUCAACCUCAUCGACCCCAAGCUCUACAAAGAAUACUGCCCGCCUACCAACGACAUUAUUGAAUUGCUUGAUGCCAUAGCCAACAAGACCGGCCGAUUGCAGAAGGGUGGUGAACCAGAUACCGAGGCCACCGCUCUCUGGAUGAUCCAACGCUGGAGAAAUGGUCUAUGGGGCCGCUUCCUUCUCGACGAAGUCACCGAAGACGGCCUGCAAAAGAGAAUCAUGGAAGAAUCGAGCAUGGGCGGCAGUAUGAACCAGGCACGACGAGCUGACAAGGAGGCUCGCAAGAUGCGCAAUAUCAAAAGGCAUGCCGGAACCAAUGAGUGA